AUGACGAAGUUGUGCGCGGGACCCCGGCGGUUUACCACAAGGCACCGGAUGAAAGACACGAUUGCGCUCCUGCUGGUCUUCUUAUCCUUCAACCACCUGAUAGCAUUAUGCAUACUGGGGCUUUUUGCCGCGGCUUCCAGCUCGGAAGGGUUUCUCACCGAAUGUGUCAGUCAGCUUUACUGGCGAUGGUACGGGCGCCCCGGUAAAAAUGGCGCGCUGUCUAUAUUUGGGUUUACCUUGCGAAAGCCACAUUUGGAGCGUGUCAAGAACGCGAAGCGCGCUCCUGGUGCGUUGGCUGAAAGCGUGCCGACCCGACCGGCACCGGGUUCGCCAGCUAUGCUGCCCAAGCGAGCGUUGCUAGCACUAGAGUUGUUCAUGGCCUGGAUGCUGCAGAGGUUUGGGCGCCAUCAUUUUAAGGUUCCUGUCGAGAACCUGGCGAUGUCAAUAGUUGCAUCUUCAUUGGUGAACGACCGGGGUGAGCUUUUGAGCUACGCAACCACGUGCUCAGUAACGUAUGCGGUUACCACCAGAAUCGUGUGGCACAUUGGGGUAUACUACAAGUGGCCGUACCUGUUCCGCCUUUUUCCUGCCGAAGGUGAGGCCAUAGAGAAGCAUCUUGCACCACCAUAUACGCACGUUGGGAGUGCUUCUGCGUCCACAUUUGAGCAUUAUAUUCUUCUCCUGAAGUACAUCAUUUCAUUUCAUGUCGUGGCGUGGCAGUUCUAUGCAAGUAUCAGCAGACGUCCAACACCAACGCCGUCUCUACUAAAUGUCAAGCCGUUGCGUAUGGAUAGCGCUGGCCGCUUUGCGCUGAACCCCGCCUCAGAAUCAAAAGCCAAUAGUGCCGAGCAAAGCACUGUCACAGGGGGACCUUGCCACGAAAAACCCAUCGUCACUGCGGCAAGCCAAAAUUCGCUCACCGUGAGUGAUGGUUCCUGUGAUAGCCCUCGCCUAUCCUCGCAUCUUUUACAAAACCCUCUCACCAAUGCGGAAAUAAAUCAGGAUUCUUCGGUGUCUCUAGUCCCUACGUUUACUGACAGGGUUGUCGAUUUCAAUACAUCAGCCAUUACCACCACUGGUGUCGCGAACUUUGACGAGAAGGCGAAAGUGGCUGCCACUGCUGAGCAUAAAGAAGACUCAACGGAAACACCUGGCCUUUUUGCGUAUUAUACUGAAGUAUUUUUAACGCGUGCGGCAAACGAAGAGUCAGGAUUCUCUUCCGAAUUGGAUACCUGCAUUUCCCGUGUCAAUCAAUUCAAUUUGAUUCAGAAGCUUCUUCGGGCUAAAGAUCGUUUCGUUCUCCCUCCAUUGUGGGCAACAUUUACCGUGUUGAAAGUUCUUUUCUUGCGCAAUAUCUUUUGGGAGCGCUUACCACCUGCCCUGGGCCCUCGUAAACCCUCGCCAAGGCAGAGCGUCAUUCUUAAACCACAAGAACUGCCUGCAAAUGAAGAGUACUACUCCGACUAUAAGAAGCUCCAGCUGGUAGCUCCCGCUCCAACGGAGUCUACAGUGUGCAUUACUGAGAUCGGAAAAACCACGGCCACAUUUUCUGUUUCUAAUAUGGCUAGGGGAGAGCUCCUGGUUCUGGUCAACGAGUUGCUUUGGCCGUAUUUUUCCUCGGCGGUCACGGACAACUCCACCUCCCGGCUGUGCGUUGUCAUCAACGGAUUGGUCCCUGCAUGUACCUACGCCAUCCAAUUCGUCAACCGGAUCGACGGUGUUGGCGACCAUCUCUUCGCAGAUGUUCUUCUACAGACAGAGGACAAGGACGGCACGAAGCGUUCUGAACAGGCCCCUGUCACGUUUGAGUGCCGCCCCAUCCUAUCGCCGUUGAUGACCCUAAAAAGGUCGGUGCUAUACACAAACGCCCGCCUCGCGGAGGAACGUGCAAAGCUGAAGAAGGCGAAGAAGGAGACAGCCCGGAAAAUCAACGCGCUGCGGCAGGAUGUGGACCACAUGAAGAGCAAGAUCGAGUCCAACUCUUCGCAAGACGAGAAGUCCACCUUCAAGAUCGACAACCUGAAGACCGUGCUGCAUAAAAACGAGGACCAAAUCCUCGCCCUCGAAGCGUCCCUGGCCGCCAUACACGACGAGCAGACUGCCCUGGAAACCGAGUACCUCAGAUCGAAGGAGAACCGGCUCCAGAGAAGAAGCGAAUACGACGAGCUCGACGCGACUUUCAAGCGCGACAUCCUGUCCGCGCACGAGCGCCUGUCCAAGCUGCAGAGCGACCUGGAACAGCUGCACGCCAAGCGGGAAAGGCUGCUGCUCAGAAAGGAACGGCUGCAGAACGAUCUCGGGCAGUACACCCAGGAGUGCGACAAGUUCCGGGAGCAGUUCCUCCGCCGCCGCGAACGCGCGCGCGCGGACAAGCGCCAGCGCCACCUCCAGGAGGCCGACGAGCUGGAACUGAAGGCCAAGGGCCUCGAGCAGGACAUCAGCCGCCUGGAAGCAGAAAACAAGGCCAUGGCGCGCUUGAUCCGCCCUGCGGAAUACUAG
Molecule: messenger RNA, 2499 nt
Organism: Eremothecium gossypii ATCC 10895
Lineage: Eukaryota; Fungi; Ascomycota; Saccharomycetes; Saccharomycetales; Saccharomycetaceae
Gene: NNF2
Product: Nnf2p
Exons: 1
Coding region: 1-2499 (832 amino acids)
Source: RefSeq, marked provisional